Ictalurus punctatus (channel catfish) is the source of this 5784-nucleotide messenger RNA. RefSeq names its product RAD50 homolog, double strand break repair protein (gene rad50). The coding region runs from base 157 to 4092 and encodes 1311 amino acids. Gene Ontology annotation, molecular function: ATP hydrolysis activity; G-quadruplex DNA binding; double-stranded telomeric DNA binding. Lineage: Eukaryota; Metazoa; Chordata; Actinopteri; Siluriformes; Ictaluridae. Gene Ontology annotation, biological process: chromosome organization involved in meiotic cell cycle; double-strand break repair; telomere maintenance via telomerase. The transcript is spliced from 29 exons. The record is from RefSeq and is a predicted model, not a curated record. Gene Ontology annotation, cellular component: nucleus; condensed nuclear chromosome; Mre11 complex.
AGGGGGGGCUUCAGUUAUAAAAGGUUGAGAAACGCUGUUGUAGAGGAAGUUUGGCGCGCGUGCGCUCUUGUUGCGGUAGUGUGUCACGCGGGAAAGAGGAAUCAGUACAGUUUGUUUUCAGCUCCCUAACUGCUUGCAAACAGCAGUGGAGUCAAAAUGUCGAAGAUCGAGAAGAUGAGCAUCCUCGGAGUGAGGAGUUUUGGAGUCGAGGACAGGGACAAGCAGAUAAUUUCAUUCUUCAGUCCUCUGACGGUGCUGGUCGGACCCAACGGAGCCGGAAAAACGACUAUUAUUGAGUGCCUUAAAUAUGUCACCUCAGGAGAUUUUCCACCUGGAAGUAAAGGAAAUAGUUUUGUUCAUGAUCCAAAGGACGUCCAUGAAACAGAGGUACGUGCUCAGAUUCGGCUUCAGUUCAGAGAUGCUAACGGGGAACCCGUCGUUGUUCAGCGUUCCAUGCAAAGCAUACAGAGGGGCAAAAAAGCACCAGAGUUUAAAACCCUUGAAGGCGUCAUCACCAGAUUAAAGAAUGGAGAAAAAGUUAGUGUGAGCUCAAAAUGUGCAGAGAUAGACAGUGAGAUGAUCUCAGCUCUGGGCGUUUCAAAAGCAGUGCUCACCCAUGUCAUCUUCUGCCACCAAGAAGAGUCUAACUGGCCUCUCAGUGAAGGAAAAGCCCUCAAGCUGAAAUUUGAUGAGAUUUUUUCAGCGACGAAGUAUGUCAAGGUGAUGGAAAACCUUCGUCAGGUAAGGCUGAAACAGGCCAACACUGUCAAAUCCUGUCAGAUGGAGUUGAAAUAUCUGAAGCAGAAUAAAGAAAAGGCUCAGGAGAUCAAGGAGCUGCUAUCCACUAAAGAAGGCCAGCUAGCAGCUUCUAAAGAAAGUGUACAGCACAUCGAGAACCAGAUCGACCCCAAGGAGAAUCGGUUAAAUGACAUUGAUGACAAUCUGAGCAAAGUCAUGAAACUGGAUAAUGACAUCAAGGCUCUGGAGAGCAGGAAGAAACAGAUGGAAGAUGACAAUCGUGAAUUAGAGGAGAAGAUGGAGCAGGUGUUUCAGGGUUCAGAUGAGCAGCUGCAGGAGAUGUACAAGAAUCACCAGUUCACGGUUAAGAAGAAAGAGAAGAGACUCACGGAAUGUCAGCGUGAUCUGGAGAGGGUAGGUCGUGAGUGCCAGAGGAUGAACUACAUCAAAUCAGACCUACUUGUUGAACAAGGUCGUCUCCAGAUGGAAGCAGACAAGCAGGUGUUGCAUAUAAAGAACCGAGAUGCUCAGGUGAGGUCUUUAGCUUCUUACCUGGAAAUGGAAGGAUAUGACCAAGCUCCUUUCAAUGAGAGACAGCUCCAAAGCUUCCAUAAACAAGUCGGAGAGAGACAGGCUCAAGAGUCCGAGGCCCUCAACAGGGUUAUGAUUGACCUGCAAGAGAAAGAAACACAGAAACAGCAGAACAUUGAUGAGAUUCGUGAUAAGAAGACUGGUUUGGAGAGGACCAUCGAGCUGAAGAAGGACAUACAGGCCAAGAAACAAAAAGAGUUGAAGAAAAUACAGUCCGACCUACAGAACCUGGAAGGUUCCUCAUCCAGACUUCAUGAGCUAGAGACUGAGCUCACAAAAGCAGAGCGAGAGCUGGAGAAGGCUGUACAGGGUUCCACUGUGGACCGUCUGAAGAUGGAGGUGCAGGAGCUACAGAGAGAAAAGGUUGAAUUGGACCAGGCCCAGCGCAAACUCGAUCAGGAAAUGGAAACUCUCAAUAUACAUACCACAGCACGCACACAAAUGGACAUGCUGAAAAAAGAUAAAACUGAUAAAGAUGAUCAAAUAAGGAAGAUCAAGUCCAGACACAAUGAAGACCUGGUUUCUCUGCUGGGCCACUUUCCUAACAAGAGAGAGCUUGAGGACUGGAUUCAUAGCAAAUCUAGAGAGAUCAACUCCAUCAGAGAGAAGCUGAGCAAGCUCAAUAAGGAGCUGGCAUCCAGAGAGCAGAACAAGAGUCACUGUACAGCUGAGAUUCGAUCCAAAGAGCAGCAGCUGGCCAGCUAUGAGGAGAAACUCUUCAAUGUGUGUGGUAGUCAGGACUUUGAAUCUGAUCUGAGCAAAUUGCAGGAUGACCUGGAGAAGUGCUCCAAGCAGAGAGCGAUGCUGGCGGGGGCCACGGCCGUGUACACCCAGUUCAUCAGCCAGCUGACUGAAGAGGGUGAGCCGUGCUGCCCGGUGUGUCAGCGUGUCUUCCCCUCAGAGGCUGAGCUCCAGGACGUCAUUAAUGACAUGCAGUCUAAACUGCGUCUGGUGCCGGACAAGCUGAAAAACACAGAGCAGGACCUGAAGAGGAAGGAACGCAAGCGUGAUGACAUGAUGACCCUCAAACCUGUCAGACAGUCUGUUGCAGAACUUCGUGAGAAGGAUCUGCCAGAGUUACGGAAUAAACUGCAGAGUGUGAACCGUGAAAUAGAAAAGUUGAAGAGAGACGUUGAGGAGCAGGAGAGUCUGCUAUCUCUGUUGAUGUCUGAGGAGGACACGGCCAAAGCUUGCCUACAGGACAUUUCCCUCAUGGACCGUUACCAGCUGGAUCUGAAGGAUGUGGAGAGAAAGAUAGUGCAGCAUACAGCCAAGCUUCAGGGAGUGGACUUGAGCCGCACGAUGCAGCACGUCAGCCAAGAAAAACAGGAGGUCCAACAUCGCCUUGACACCACCUGCAGUAAGAUGGAGCUGAAACGCAAACUCAUCCAGGACCAGCAGGAGCAGAUACAGUCCCUAAAGAGUCAUGUGAAUGAGGUCCAUGCUGAAAAGCUUCAGAUUUCCAGUAACAUGCAGAAGCAGCAGCAGCUGGAAGAGCAGUGUGUGGAGUUCAGUGCUGAAAUUCAGGAGCUGCUCAGAGAAAUACGGGAUGCUAAGGAGCAGGUCUCUCCACUGGCCAUCACUUUAGAGAAGCUCCAGAAUGAAAAACAGGAUCUGAUUGCACGUAGAAAGCAAAAACAAAGUGAAGGCCAGGAGAAGGUUGAUGCUAUCAAAGAGAGAGUUAAAACUUUGGCCAUUUUAGAAAGAGAAAUCAGCAAGUACAUUGAAGAGGACAAAGAUAACUACAAGCAGCAAAAAGAGACAGAACUUCAGGAGAUAAAUGCUCAGCUGACUGAUGCUGAGAAACAGCGAGAGAAAAUCAACAACGACAUGGGCAAUAUCCGGCAAGAUAUAGACACUCAAAAGGUCCAAGAGCGCUGGCUUCAGGAUAAUCUGACCCUGAGAAAGCGUGUGGAGGAGCUGAAGGAGGUUUCCAAGAGGAGAGAGGUCUUACUGAAGGAGAUGGGCAACAUGCAAGUCAUGGAGCUGCGCAAUGAGCGGCGGGAGUUGGAGCGGAAGGUGGAGGACCUGAAGAAGAAUCGCAGUGUGGCUUUGGGGCGACAGAAGGGCUUUGAGGAGGAAAUCCUACAUUUUCGAAAGGAACUUCGUGAGGAUCAGUACUGUCAGGCUGAAGAGAGAUUCCGGGACAAGAUGAUAAUCAAGAGGACCACUGAGCUGGUUAUCAAGGAUCUGGACAUCUACUAUAAAGCCCUGGACCAAGCAAUCAUGAAGUUUCACAGUAUGAAGAUGGAAGAGAUCAACAAAAUCGUUCGAGACCUGUGGAGGAGCACAUAUCGUGGACAAGAUAUUGAAUAUAUAGAGAUCCGCUCUGACAUGGAUGAAAAUGCCACUGCGGGUACAAAGAGACGGGUCUACAACUACAGAGUGGUCAUGGUCAAAGGAGACACAGCUUUAGACAUGCGAGGACGCUGCAGUGCUGGACAGAAGGUUUUGGCUUCUCUCAUCAUCCGGCUGGCUUUGGCAGAGACGUUCUGUUUGAGCUGUGGAAUCCUUGCAUUAGAUGAACCCACUACCAAUCUGGACAGAGAGAACAUAGAGUCUUUAGCCCAUGCCUUGGUGGAAAUCAUCAAGAGUCGCUCUGAGCAGUGUAACUUCCAGCUGCUCAUCAUCACCCAUGAUGAAGAUUUUGUGGAGCUCCUGGGUCGCUCCAAUUAUGUGGAGCAUUUCUACAGGAUCAGCAAGAACCAAGACCAGUGCUCAGUGAUCUCCAAGUGCAGCAUCAAAAGUCUGAACCUGCGCUAACGCAUUCAGCAUAUAUCACACAUGGGAAUGAAGAUUUGACCUUGGGUCAAGUGAAUACAGGUGAAAUUAAACCCUAAAAGUUUGUAUCCAAAACCAAACAAAACUCAUAAGGACUCACUGCUUUGCAACACAACAGAUAUGUUCAGUUUUAGUUCAGCUAAAUUUUUAUUAUUUUAUUAAAUAGUUUUACUUCAGCAAAUUGACAUUACAUACUAGCUCGACGUGUGUGUAUGUGGGGGGGGGUGGCCAUUACAGGGAAAAACACUUGAGAAGUAAUGCUCUGACAUGCUAAUUUCACUAGUACGAAAAACGAUGAAAUUCUACUGAUGUUUGUUUCCUGGUUUUAUCCCACAGUAAGAAUGCAGUCACUUAAUAAAAUGGACAUCUCUGUAUGCAAAACAACUUUAAUUAUUAAUUAUAACUUUGUUCACCAAUAAAUGUUUGUGAUUUUGAAAGAAGAGAGAUCUGGAUGUUUAUUGAAUGUUUGUUUACACUUGAUAAGAACCAGUGUUGUCCAUGUGAGGGUUUUAUUACAAAUAUCAGCUGACUUGUGUAUUUUAUUUUAAAUUGUUAGAAAAAUCCCAGUUAUUGCUUUUUGUAAUACUUGGGGUCUUAAAGUAGUGUAUUUUAGCCUUUAAGUAUUUAUACUUUAUAUAUAAUAUAAAACAAGAAUCCUUUUCACUACUCAGUUGAAUUAAUUUAACUAUGUGGCUACAUCUGCUGAAAGAACCCAGUCAGUUCUCACAACCAAACAUGGUCAAGGGAUUUUAGUCUUUUUCCAUCAACUCCCACAGAUGCUUCUAUCUGAACCAUUGCAAUCUUUUUUGCAAAUAGUCAUUAAAACACUCGGUUUCCCCUGUUCAGAGAAUUUGGAGCAUCAUAAGCAAAUCUCCAAACCUAAUCAACCACAUCUUUAUCAAGACUGCUCUGUUACUCUGAGUUUCCUAGUGUGUAUGUAAAUGCUUACAGUGCAAAAUAACAGCUUCCAAGAAAAUGAGUGCUGAUUUAUAUCCGGCUUUCAUGUGCAUAUAUAUAUUCACUGGGAGCAUGUGUAAGGAUUGUGUCUAGAUUUAGCCUGCAAAAGCAACCUGAAGAAUCUGACAGAGUUAGACUUGACCCAACUUCACCAAACAAGAUGAUGGCCAUGAUUGUGCUUCUAACUACUGCUGCUGCGCUUGCCUGUGGGGCUCCUCAUCCAAAUCUGAAGGAAAUAACAUCGGCUGUAAAGUGUCUGCAUAAGCAAACCUUGGAUACGGAUAAGUUUGACCACAUCUUUGUGAAAGACCUUAAAAAGAACAAAAUGGACAGUUGUGAGGCAGAGUUUUUCUGUCAGGCUGAGAAAGUCCUGUCUGAACAGGAGAAGCUCUUUAACAAAGAUCGUAAGUGCAGUGUUGAUAAACUGGUCAGGAAUCUGAAGCAGUACAAUAAUGAGUGCAUCUGCACUAUCCCAACCAAAGGAGACGAAAUAAUCCUCCGUACUUUCUUAGACGAUCUGUUGAAAUGUGCACAAAAGGUCUUCGCCAGACCAGAAUGACCAGAGCUCAGCUUUUCCUUUAAUUUAAGAAAUCACAUAUUUAUAUUGGCAUGUAAGGCUCUAAAUUAAUUAAUUUUAUUUUUUAAUAUUUUCAACAUUGUCACUUUCACAUUUGGAAGGCUUUAUUGAGGAUUUGAAUAAAAAUGAGUUCAGACUUG